AAGCGAAACUUUUGUUUGCUUAUUAUUUCUGUGGCUUGAAGUCCGUGCACGAUUCAAUUUAAAUCAUCAGUUGUUCACUGCUGCUGAAAAUGAAUAUUACACGGCAUCCAAAUUAUUCGGGUCUAACGAAAAAGAACGAUAUAGCAUUGAUACGGCUCACAACAAAGAUUUAUUUCACAAACACAAUUAGACCGGCAUGCUUGCAUACAGACAUAGGUGAUUUGGAUACUCAUAUGAAACUAACUGUAACUGGCUGGGGUGACACUGACCCUGAUCCAAAUAUCAUUUAUCUUAUUUUCAUCCCCUUUCGAACCUUAUUAGUCGUGAGUUUAUCAAACGAAUUACGGAAAAUUGAGAUUUAUACAAUGUCGUUAGGUGAAUGCAAUACUACCUAUAUGAAUCAUGAUGCUCUGAAAAAUCUACGGGAAAUUCGAGAUGGCCUUGAUCUCAGUCAGUAUUGCGUACAUGAUCCAGCUGGAACAAAGGAUAGUUGUCAAGGAGAUAGCGGAGGUCCACUUCUACUUAUUCCCGAUAAUGAUCCAAACAAAGCCACAAUAGUUGGUAUCGUUAGUUUUAGUCAUGGUUGUGCUUUGAAUUUACCAAGCAUUUAUACGCGAGUAGCACAUUAUACAAAUUGGAUUGAAUCCAUUGUUUGGCCACAAAAUUAAUGAUUUUUUGUAUAUAUAUUUUCCCAAAAUUGAUG
This is a messenger RNA of Contarinia nasturtii (swede midge), 703 nucleotides long. RefSeq names its product serine protease Hayan-like. Lineage: Eukaryota; Metazoa; Arthropoda; Insecta; Diptera; Cecidomyiidae. The record is from RefSeq and is a predicted model, not a curated record. The coding region runs from base 90 to 668 and encodes 192 amino acids. Gene Ontology annotation, molecular function: serine-type endopeptidase activity. The transcript has 3 exons. Gene Ontology annotation, biological process: proteolysis.